AUGGCGACCGACAGCGCGUUCGCGGGGGCCGGCAAGACGGCGGGGCUGGAGGCCUGGCGCAUCGAGGACCUGCAGCCUGUGGCCGUGCCCGCCGCCGAGCUGCACAAGCUGCACAGCGGCGACAGCUACAUCUUCCUCAAGACCAGCGAGGCGACGACCGGCCUGGCGUGGCACAUCCACUUCUGGCUGGGCAAGGACACGUCCACGGACGAGAGCGGCGUGGCCGCCUACAAGACCGUGGAGCUCGACGACGCGCUGGGCGGCGUGCCCGUGCAGCACCGCGAGUGCCAGGGCUACGAGUCGGCGCUGUUCCUGUCGUACUUCAAGUCCACGGGCCUCCAGUACCUCGAGGGAGGCGUCGCCAGCGGCUUCAACGAGGUCAAGCGCGACGAGUACGUGACGCGUCUGUACCGCAUCAAGGGCAAGCGCACGGUGCGCGUGGAGCAGGUGCCGCUGCAGAGCUCGUCCCUAAGUGUGGACGACGCUUUCGUUCUGGACGCCGGUCUGGAGCUCUAUGUGUACGCCGGCACGGAGGCCAACCGUCUGGAGAAGGCCAAGGCUCUGGAGUUUGUCAGCAAGACCCGGGAGGCCCGCGGUGGCCGCGCCAACGUCACCUUCAUUGACGAGGAGCCGGAGAACGCUGCCUUCUGGGAGAUUCUGGGCGGGUUUGCCUCCGUCACGCGCUCAGGCGAGACGGACGAGCACCACGAGAACGCGGUCAAGAAGAACACGACGGUGCUGCGCGUGAGCGGCUCUACCGACGACAACCUACAGGUUGCUGAUGUGACCCCUGCCUCGGGUGUGCUGACCAAGGACAUCCUGAAGUCGGAGGACGUGUUUAUCAUUGACGCGGGCAACGAAGUGUUCGUGUGGGUGGGCAAGACUGCGUCGGAGAGCGAGCGUAAGAACGCUCUGACGGUCGCUGUGCAUUACCUGAAGAAGGAGGGCCGCCCUGCGCACACGCCUAUCACUCGCGUUGUGGAGGAGGGCGAGACCCCGCUGUUCACGGCGCUGUUCAAGGCCUGGACUGAGCCCAAGGUGCUUGAGUUUGGCUACCAGCCGAGCCAGGGUGUCGCGAAGAUGCAGGACGACAAGCCCGUGGACGUUAAGGCGCUGCUGAAGGCGGCGUCGCAGUCCGAGGAGGACAUUGGCGUUGACCCCAACGGUGACGGCAAGCACGAAAUCACGGUGUGGCGUAUUGAGGACCUGGAGAAGGUGGAAGUUCCUAAGGAGCAGUACGGCCACUUGUACGAUGGCGACAGCUACAUUGUUCUGCACGUCGUCACGCCCUCCAGCGGUAAGCCCACCCAGGUGAUUUACUUCUGGCAAGGACGUUCGUCGACGACGGAUGAGAAGGCUGCGUCUGCUCUGCUGGCCACCUUCUUGGACGACAGCCUUGGCGGCAACCCUGUCCAGGUCCGUGUUGUGCAGGGCAAGGAGCCCGCCCACUUCCGUGCGUUGUUCAAGGGAACGAUGAUCGUGCACGCUGGUGGCAAGGCCAGUGGCUUCGCCAACCGCGACGACGAAGACUCGUACGACACGGACGGUGUUUCGCUGUACCAGGUCAAGGGAACCAACGAGCAGAAUACCCUGGCGGUGCAGGUGGACGAGAAGACCUCGAGCCUGACAUCUGGCGACUGCUUUGUCCUGGUGACCCCUAGCACUGUUUACGAGUGGCAGGGUGCCGGAAGCAGCUCUGCUGAGCGCGAGAUUGCUUCCAAGAUUGCCUCGAUCUUGAAGAAGAGCCGCGAGACCGAGGUCGUUGAGGAGGGCAACGAGUCGGACGAGUUCUGGGAGUUCCUCGGUGGCAAGGGUGAGUACGCCAAGGCAAAGUCGUCGUUCGAGGCCCCUCACGAGCCUCGCCUGUUCCAGUGCUCGAACGCGCACGGAUACUUCGACGCGCACGAGAUCGUGAACUUUGCCCAGGACGACCUCAACACGGAUGACGUCUUCAUUCUGGAUACUUACACGACGCUGUACGUAUGGAUCGGUGCCGGUGCUAACGAGCCGGAGAGGCGUGAGGCCAUGGCUCUCGCUGAGAAGUACCUUGCUGUUGCCAAGAGCGACGGCCGCGGCGAGGGCACACCCAUCGUGGCGGUGCACUGCAACGAAGAGCCGCUCAUGUUCACGAGCAACUUCCUUGCUUGGGACAGCGAGUUCUUCACGAAGAACGAGUUCUUGGACCCCUACAAAGCUCGCCUCCAGAAGCUGAAGGAGGAGAAGGAGAAGAACGUCCCCAAGGACCUCCCCGGCACGAUUACCAACGAGGACAUCUGCGAGAAGGAGACCCCUGAGCCAGCUCCGGUGGCGGCAAGGGUUAUCCCUGUCCUUCCAACUGAGCCCCCUGCUGCACCUGUUUCUCCCAAGGCUGCACCUGUGUCCCCGAAGGCUGCCCCGGCAUCUCCUCAGGCUACUCCGGCAUCUCCUAAGGCCACCCCGGCAUCGCCCAAGGCUGCACCGGUGUCCCCCAAGGCCGCUCCGGUGUCCCCGAAGGCUGCUCCGGCGUCCCCGCAGGCAGUCCCUGCCCCCGCUCCGGUUUCUGCGAAGGCUACCGGUCGUUCGGGCGAGACUUUCACCUACGAGCAGUUGAAGGCCGGCGUUGAGGGCAUCGACAUUACUUCGAAGGAGAGUUACCUUACGGACGCCGAGUUCCUGACGAUAAUGGAAAUGAGCAAGGACGAGUUCGCGAAGCUCCCCAAGUGGAAGCAGCAGGCCAAGAAGAAGGAGCAAGAGGCCGCGGCGCUGGGGCCCAAGCUCGCGCCGUUCACACCCAGCGGCGACGGCGUGCUCGACCACGCAUUGGAUCUGCUGGCUCUUACAGUCGACGACGUGCUGUUCGAUUUGGGCUGCGGAGACGCGCGGCUCCUCGUGCACGCGGCUGAGAAAUCCGGCGUCAGAUGCAUUGGUGUGGAGUAUAAUGAGGACCUGGUGAAGCGAGCGCAUGCACGAGUCGAGGAGCAUGGAGUGCAGUCGCUGGUGGAAGUCCGACACGGUGAUGCAUUGGAGGCGAAUCUGACGCCUGCUACGGCCUUGUUCCUGUAUCUCGUGCCUCAAGGGAUCAAAAUGCUGUUACCCAAGUACGGCGCAUUGAUUUCCCUUGGUCCGGCGGAAGCGAGUAUCGUUAUUUAAAUUGAAAUGUUUUUGGUCGUUGAUGACAAGGUUGGAAGAGGCGCGGCGCCUUAACGUGCGCAUCGUGACGUACGUAUUCUCCAUACCAGGAUGGAAACCGGACGAUGAGCGGAACUACAAAGGCACCAAAGUCUAUCUGUACAAUUCUCCUUCUAUUCCCAAGCAACUGCCGGCAUCUGCAUAGCAUCUCAAGUCAAAUGAAGCCGCCUGCAAAUAUCCC
This is a messenger RNA of Phytophthora sojae, 3349 nucleotides long. RefSeq lists its product as hypothetical. Gene Ontology annotation, biological process: cytoskeleton organization. Bases 1 to 3129 code for a protein of 1042 amino acids. The transcript is spliced from 9 exons. Lineage: Eukaryota; Oomycota; Peronosporomycetes; Peronosporales; Peronosporaceae. The record is from RefSeq and is a predicted model, not a curated record. Gene Ontology annotation, molecular function: actin filament binding.